GAACUGCUGUCUCGUCACCAAAUUCGUUUACAAAAUAUUUGUGUUACGCAUUGCAUUCGUCGUGGUAAUACUUUGUUUUGUGGAAUGUAAGUCUCACAACUCUCUGCUAAUUAAGAGUAGUGCCGAAGCCUCCCCGCCGCCAUGCUUGCCUUGACGGAGAUCAUCGCCGGAGGAAUAGCGCAGUUGUUCAGUAUUUUCUUCACAUUAACCAUCGCGAGUCUACACUUCGCGAGGGGAGGAGAGUCGGUCAUAUAUGGAUGCUUCACUCUAUCCAUAUUCUGCCUCGCGGGAUGGAUUACCAACUGGUUUAAUUAUGUGAGACACGAAGUCAGCAGACAGUCACAGAGGCCAGCGUACAGGAGAGUGCUAGUUGUACUGCGCAAUUUUUUCCCAGGUUACAGCAUUUUGUCCUGGCACUUGGAGUGGCUGAGGUCACCUAGCAGCUGGAGUGCAGAGUACUGGGUGUCAGUCUUGAGGCUUUUCCAGGGCACUUUGGGCGAUUUGCCUCAAGCGAUGCUACAGACGUAUCUCAUCAUUCGCUUGUGGUGGGAAAAAAAUGUUGAAGUGUGGGACUUCAACAUGUUAAUUGGCCUGUCCUCUGUGUCUGUUUCGAUGGUCGUGUUUUCCGUCUGCAGUUAUAUCAGGAAGGAAUAUUUUGAAGAGGAGCAUCGUGUACCUAAGAACAAAGAUUUCCUGGUGGUUGUUAUAGCUACGAUACUGAAUCUAGGUGGUCGUGUAACUUCACUAGCGAUGGUGGGAAACGUAUUCAGCGCCUGGUGGAUGACGGGAGGCUUCGCUUUCAUCUUAUCCUUCAAUUAUUUCAUGAGCAUUUACGCCAGAGGAAAGGGGGGCGAGGUGUCAUGCGCGGAAAAGAUCUUCUACCCAAUCCCAAUAGCUUUCCUCUACGCACUGUCUAUGACGAGAAAAAAAGGCCUAAUGAUACUGAAUACCAUUUUCUGGAUAUGUUUGUCUCUGCCUCAGGUAGCUUUGUAUAACGAGAGGCUUCUACAGUGGGUUUUAUUCGGAGUGCCCUUUCUGGCGCAGGUCGUCGCUCUUUUAAUUCUCCUGUGCAAGUGGAGGGUCGUCGAAGUCGCUUUCCGGAGGUUCGAGAGGCUUCAGCAAAGGCCAGUGAAUGAAAGAAUAAGGAGAGGAAGAGAGAUAGGACAGGAGAGAGAAAAGACAAAUGAAAUAGAGAGAGAGAAAAAACAGUUAAUAAAAAAAGAAGGAGAGACGAAAGACAGUACAUGAAAAAAGAAAGAGAAGAGACAAUUCAUGAAAAAGAGAGAACAGACAAUGGGUGGAAACGGGAGAGAGAAAAGACUUCCCAAAAGUCUUACAAAGGAUGGGAGAAGAAAGAAAAUAAGCGAAAAAUGCACAAAACCACCACUAAAUACGGGGAAAAUUUUAUUCCAUUUAAUAACUUGCUUAAUUUCUGAGAUGUGUUCUUUUUUUGUCGAUGUUUUAGCUAGCACAUUAUAUUUGGAGAAAGAAUUCAUCCGCAUUUUACUUUAUCUUUUUUUAGAUAUUUCUAGUGUAUAGGUAUUUUCUUUUCCCUUUUAAUUAGUCUAAGUGUUUUCGUGUUCCUGUUCUGUUUUGUUUUUUGUUUUUUGUUUGUUGUCAUUAUUGUUAUCAUUGUUAUGGUCAUUAUAUUAAUGAUUAUUAUUUAUUAGCAAUAAAGUUAUUAUUACCCUG
This is a messenger RNA of Penaeus indicus, 1692 nucleotides long. RefSeq lists its product as uncharacterized. The transcript has 7 exons. NCBI's taxonomy places the organism in Eukaryota, Metazoa, Arthropoda, Malacostraca, Decapoda, Penaeidae. The record is from RefSeq and is a predicted model, not a curated record. Gene Ontology annotation, cellular component: membrane. Bases 142 to 1248 code for a protein of 368 amino acids.